Messenger RNA from Verticillium alfalfae VaMs.102, 522 nucleotides. RefSeq lists its product with no specific name. The transcript has 3 exons. The record is from RefSeq and is a predicted model, not a curated record. Bases 1 to 522 code for a protein of 173 amino acids. Lineage: Eukaryota; Fungi; Ascomycota; Sordariomycetes; Glomerellales; Plectosphaerellaceae.
AUGGGGGAGGGGGCGAGAAAAAGCAUCGCUCUGCUUGACAUCUCUCGCCUCCUUGCUUUUCUUGACCUGGCCAUCAAGCCGAAAGAAAUCAAGGGUGGCCGAUGCCUCACCGAUCAAUGGGCCCAGCCUUCCUUCCCUCUCAUUCCCCCCUACCUGUACCUUCAGAAGAAAUAUCAUGCGCCCAGGCGAAAUUUCGCCCCUCAUAAGGCCCCCGUCCUCAGCCACCACAGUGUAUCACAGCCUGAUUCGUCCUUCAACAAUUCGCGAAACAGCAAUACUGGUAGUGGUACUCAAGGUAGGUACACAGACCCUCUUCUCUGUCUCAAUCAGGAAGUGGGACAGAACACCUGGAGAAGCCGAAGAAGACUUGCUGAUGCCUUCCAGCUGGCUGGGGGGGGCAGAGACUACCAGCGAUGCCAGGAUUCCCAAUGGCUGACCGGCAAACCCGAGAAAACUUCUGAAACCGGCGACCCAUUGACUCGAGAUUCGCCCCCAGCUCGAGCUACAUGGGCGUAUCCCUGA